Bipolaris sorokiniana ND90Pr is the source of this 1276-nucleotide messenger RNA. RefSeq lists its product as uncharacterized. The record is from RefSeq and is a predicted model, not a curated record. The transcript is spliced from 2 exons. NCBI's taxonomy places the organism in Eukaryota, Fungi, Ascomycota, Dothideomycetes, Pleosporales, Pleosporaceae. The coding region runs from base 415 to 1146 and encodes 243 amino acids.
AUUUCACAAGAGACGGAACUUGCGCUGCUUGAGAUAAAUCUGGCGGUUCGAUCCGCUUUGCUCCAUUUCUACGGCAAUGACGAUCCCGAGCCUCGCUUACGGAGACUUUACUACUGCAUCCAGGUUGUCCGCUUGGUGUCUCCACUAGAUAUGGGUGAAGCAUCAUACAAUUUCGGACGAAUGCAGGUACACGGCAGGAGUUGAAUGAGAAGACGGCUUCGAAAUCUCGUACGACUACGAGCCGGUUAAGCCGAUCAAAAUUCCAUAUAUGCGGCCUGUUAUGCGUAAUCACAGGGGCGUAUGCAGGACUCUCAGCCUCUUUCCUAACCAGGUAUAUAUUGGCUGUCCAGCUGAAAAACAUAUAUUGAAACACACAACCCCACACUUUCCGCUGUAUUAUCUUGAACCAACACAAUGAUUCUCAGUACAGUUCUUACGAGCGCAUUUGCGCUUCUGGCGUCCGCUCGUUACGUUCCCGACGGAUGUCCGCGGAACAUUGGCCCAGAGGGUGUAGAAGCUCGCAUCCCACCAUUUUUGGAUACCACUAGCCAGCACCAUCACGGGAAACCAUGGUGCCCACCGCCUGUGGGCUUCUACUUCAAGCCAUGGUGGAUGAUUCUCGCCACCAAUCCCCAGUAUGCCGCAAUGCGUAAUAUACAGUACGACCCAACUCCAAUCGACCCCUCGGACCCGACGGGUUUGGUAAACGACCUCUUUUCGUUUCAGCGUCCAGGCAAUAACACUAUCUUCACUACGUACGGCAUUGAUACCCCAGAUCCACAUCUACCGGCUGUGCUAGACUUUGCAGCAACUGGGAUUAUUAAGGGUGCUACCAGUCGAUUCGCCAUCUUGGUAUGGGGAUGCGAUGCCAACAGAGUGCCUUACUAUGCGAGCUACUCGACGGCGACCAAUCUCACGCAGACACCACCAGGUAUCGAUUUGAUGAGUACGAAUAAUGAGGGGCCGGAUCAGGCGACCCUCGAUGCGGUUCUGAAGGCGCUCAAAGAUCUGGGCAGUCCAGAGAUUACGGAAUAUGUAAACAACUUGAACCGAACGGCGCAGGAUGGCGCACGGAAGAACUUGCCUAGGAUUACCUGCGAUGAUUAUUGCAAGACGAACCAAGGCUUGCUUGGAUCGAUAGGUUGAGCACGUGACUAGCUGGGUUCAAUGAACCACCAGCCGGGCAAAUCAUCUUCUGGUGGGGACGCGACGAUGCGUAUUGUUUUUUUAAUCCAAUAUUUAUCUUGCAAUUUAAUUAACUUAUAUGUCUGGCAAG